CUCUGCUCUGCUUUGUCCUGCGAACAGAAAGCACUCUGCGCAGCCACAGACAACACCCUAGCCAUGUCAGACCCAACUCCGAAGAUCAGAAUCCUCAAGGGCGCGGAGCCGGACCUGUCUGCCGCGACCUACCAGAUCCACGACGAGUCGCAUACUAUUGGGAAUGCGUUGCGGUGGAUGCUGAUGAAGAACCCGAAGGUCGAGUUCUGCGGAUACAGCGUUCCCCACCCAUCAGAGAAUCACAUUCACCUGCGGAUCCAGAUGUAUGAUAACCUUUCGUCAUUGACUGCCCUCCUGACUGCCCUCUCCAACCUUGACGACCUCUGCGUGGCGAUCGAAGACGCAUACAAAACUAGCCUGCGGUCAGACAACAUUGAGUACUGGGACGAGAGCGGUUGAGCCUCACACGACGGUUCCGUCAUUCCUGGUAUCACACGCCAUUACCUCUGUAUCCUUAUUCCUGUAGACGUAGAUGCUCCAUGCUUUCGAUAUGCUUUCGCGCAUGCUGACAGUUUCCGUAGUAGGGUGUGAGCCGGAUAUAUGAGACAACAUGAAUACUAGUACAGGCCAUCAUAAGACGGCUAACAAUU
Messenger RNA from Laetiporus sulphureus 93-53, 590 nucleotides. RefSeq names its product RBP11-like subunits of RNA polymerase. The record is from RefSeq and is a predicted model, not a curated record. Gene Ontology annotation, biological process: DNA-templated transcription. The transcript has 5 exons. Gene Ontology annotation, molecular function: protein dimerization activity; DNA binding; DNA-directed RNA polymerase activity. Bases 64 to 399 code for a protein of 111 amino acids. Gene Ontology annotation, cellular component: RNA polymerase I complex; RNA polymerase III complex. NCBI's taxonomy places the organism in Eukaryota, Fungi, Basidiomycota, Agaricomycetes, Polyporales, Laetiporaceae.